AAUGCUGCAUUUGUUGUCACUUCAGAAAGAUCCAGCUGGAGGGACCUUGGGGCACCUCUUCAAUGUCUCCUGCUACUGCGUAUCUCUUGGGAGAGUGGCUGAGUGACAUUAACAUUCUCUCCAGAUACAUUCACCUACAGAAACUGGAACUUUCAUAUAAUAAAAUUAAUGAUCUUUCUUGUAUCAGUCACAUGCCUUACUUACUAGAACUGAAUGCUUCCAACAAUGAAUUGACCACAUAUUUCAGUUUUAAACCACCUAAAAAUCUCAAGGAAGUAGAUUUUUCCUACAAUCAAAUAUCUAAAAUGCAAGAUUUGUCAGCAUACCAGUCACUUACUAAACUCUUGCUGGAUUUUAAUAACAUAGAGCAGAUAAGAGGACUGGAGAAGUGUCACAGUCUGACUCAUCUUAGUUUGUCACACAACAGACUCACUGCAAUCAAUGGCCUUGAGAAUUUACCUAUCAGAAUACUCGAUCUGAGCUCUAACCGGAUUGAGAAGAUAACUGGGUUGGACAGCUUGAAAGCUCUGCACAAGCUGGACCUGUCUAGCAAUAAAAUCACUAGUCUAGAAGGCUUGGAGGGACAUGAUCUACUAGAGGUGAUCAACCUGGAGGAUAACCAGAUUGCUGAGCUGCGUGAACUUGAGUAUAUUAAAGAUCUGCCUCUCCUCAGAGUUUUAAAUCUUUUAAAAAAUCCUGUACAGGAGCAAACAGAUUAUUGGCUCUUGGUGAUUUUCAUGUUGCUCCAGCUAACAGAACUGGAUCUCAAGAAGAUUUCAGUGGAAGAAAAGGUUGCUGCCGUGAAUAACUGGGAUCCUCCUCCAGAAGUUGUUGCUGCUAAAGAUCAUCUGACUCACGUUAUGUACAGCGCGCUGCAGCCCCAGAGGAUUUUUGACAGCACUUUACCUAGUCUUGAUGCUCCCUACCCCAUGCUGGUACUAGUUGGUCCUCUAGCCUGUGGUAAGAGAGAGCUUACUCAUAAGAUCUGCAGACAGUUCAAGAAUUUCUUCAGAUACGGUCCCUGUCACACUACCAGGGCAGCUUACUUUGGUGAAGAAAACAGACUUGAUUACUAUUUCAUUUCUGAAGAAGCAUUUGACAAAAUGGUGAAGACAGGGAAGUUUAUAGCAACCUAUAAAUACAGUGGCUAUUACUACGGACUUGGAAGAGACACUGUGGAAUCAAUUGCCAGAGAGGGUCUUGCAACCUGUGUUCACUUAGAAAUAGAG
Tauraco erythrolophus (red-crested turaco) is the source of this 1229-nucleotide messenger RNA. The record is from RefSeq and is a predicted model, not a curated record. Lineage: Eukaryota; Metazoa; Chordata; Aves; Musophagiformes; Musophagidae.